UCACAGUGCAGGUUAUUUUAUUCCACGCAUUCUAUUUAUAAUCACUUUUCAGUUCCUUUUCUUCUAUCCAAUGUAUUCUGUGCCAUAUUUUACGAAAGUUCCUGAUGGGAUUGUUCCAGGGAGAUCCAUAAUCAUUAAAGGCGUGGUGACGGCAGAUGACAGAUUUGCGAUCAACCUCAAAUGUGGGGAGGACUAUGGCUUCCAUUUUAACCCUCGCCCAAGCCAGGGCUGUGUUGUGAUGAACCAUUGUCAGGGUGGAUGGGGGCCGGAAGAGAGGAUUGAUGGAAGCAUGUUUCAGCCCGGUCAACCUUUUGAAAUCUGUAUACAUGUACAGCCGAAUGAAUACACGGUUUUCAUCAAACAGAAUCCGGAUCCUCACUUCUUCAACAUCAGGUUGUUCCCUCUUGAAAAAAUAGUUACACAUUACGAAGAUGCGAUAGAGAUUAAUGAGAUAACUUAUGUUUAA
Messenger RNA from Saccostrea cuccullata (small rock oyster), 466 nucleotides. Its product is annotated as galectin-5-like. The record is from RefSeq and is a predicted model, not a curated record. NCBI's taxonomy places the organism in Eukaryota, Metazoa, Mollusca, Bivalvia, Ostreida, Ostreidae. The transcript has 4 exons. Gene Ontology annotation, molecular function: carbohydrate binding. The coding region runs from base 71 to 466 and encodes 131 amino acids.